GUCUCGCUGGCUCUGCCCUUCUGUGUUGUGUUCCGCCCAUAACACAUGCCGAAAGCUGCCAUUGGUUGAUGCAGUUAUCCCUUUGAAGUUACUCUUUGGUUCGGUUGCUUGACUUGUUCAGAGGUGCGGAGAAAGCUGUUGAAGGGGCUGGUCUUGUGCAGGAAUUGCUAAACUAAUAACGCAGAGCGUUGCAGGGUUGUUGACUGUACUCGAAGAGCAAAGCAAACCUUGAAAGGAUCCAGGACGCUGUGUUCACUUAAGCCUCACUUUUUUCCCCUUUCGCCCCUGGUCUCUCCAAAUGAACAGUUCCCCCUCUGGAUGUAACCAAAGGACACCCGACCAGCGUGCUGAGCUGACCCACGCCCUCCCGAGACAGCCUUCUGCUCCGGGCUCUCAAGCUCUCGCCCCUUCUGACCCGGUGAGACAAGCAAAGCGACUUCCUAUCCGAGUUCUGAAGAUGCUGACUGCCCACACAGGUCAACUACUACACCCCGAGUAUCUGCAGCCGUUGUCUUCCACGCCAGUCAGUCCAAUUGAAUUGGAUGCUAAGAAAAGUCCGUUGGCGCUGUUAGCUCUGACUUGUUCUCAGAUUGGAAAGCCAGACCCACCUUCUUCCUCAAAGCUUAAUUCUGUGGCAUCUAGUGGUAUGAACGAGAAGGAUUCUGGCAGGUCAUCGAUGAAACUUGGGGAACCUACAAAUGAGGAUAAGUCGAGCUUCAAGCCUUAUUCCAAAGCUGGGGGUGAGCCCAGGAAGGAAGGAGUCUCAUGCGGUGCCAAUGGGGAUAAAUCCGGUUUCCGAGUCCCGAGCGCCACCUGUCAGCCCUUUCCACCUCAUGCAGCCUCUCCGAAUGCCAGAGGCAACUCGCCUCCGCAGACAGAUCAUUGCAAAACAAGUGACAACCAAGAUAAGGAGUCAGAGCCAUCAAAGCCUAGUUCGGAUAAUUCGCAACCUGGGGCCAGUCUGACUAGAGCCAGUGCGAGCUCUAGUUCCUCUGGUUCUGAGUCUGGCCAGCAUGGAGAACUCACCAGCCCUGGGACAAAGCCUGAUCUACAAGGACUGGGACCCGGGCAUGUAGCUCCAGUGUCACCAUACAAGCCUGGACAUUCAGUCUUCCCUUUGCCUCCUUCCAGUAUAGGCUAUCAUGGAUCAAUCGUUGGAGCUUAUGCUGGUUACCCCUCUCAGUUUGUUUCUGGACUGGAUCAUGCUAAAACGAGUCUUGUUGGGAGUCAGUUGCCUGGGACUUUGGGCUUACCUGGGAAACCUCACAGUUCUAGCCCACUUACAGGAGCUUCUCCGCCAUCUUUCAUGCAAGGAUUAUGUAGAGACCCUUACUGUCUGAGCUACCACAGCGCUCCUCACCUAGGAAGCAGCAACUGCUCCACGUGUGUUCACGAUCCAACAUCUCUGAAAUCCGGAUAUCCUUUGGUUUACCCAACGCAUGCUCUCCAUUCUGUCCACCCAACUUCUCUGUCUUCCAGUGCCACCACGAGCUUGCAGGGGCACCCGUUGUACACAUACGGUUUCAUGUUGCAAAACGACCCUGUGCCUCAUAUAUGUAACUGGGUGUCUGCCAGUGGACCUUGCGACAAACGUUUUGCCACUUCGGAAGAAUUGCUCAGUCAUUUGCGCACACACACAGCUUUACCUGGGGCAGACAAACUAUUGGCUGGGUAUCCUACUUCAGGCCUAGGUUCUGCCACCUCUUGCCACCUUCAUUUGCCGUCAACUGCCCCAGGAAGUCCUAGUACUCUACCAGGAUCGCUGUCUCUGAGGAGUCCGCAUACACUGGGACUGAACAGAUACCAUCCAUACAAGACUCAUCUGUCUACAGCGGGUCUUCCAGUAACAGCUUUGCCAACUGCAGGACCAUAUUAUUCCCCUUAUGCACUAUACGGACAAAGGCUAACCUCAGCAUCUGCUCUUGGGUACCAGUAACAGUAUAUCAAACUUGAUUUGCUCUUCUUGGACUGAUGUGUAUUUAUUUACUGUAUGUUAGCUUAAAGCUGGGGAAAUAAGUGCAUUAUUACACCAAUGAAAUAACAUUAUGCAAAAAGUCUCUAUAUCCAAAAAGCGAACAAAAAAUCGAUAAACCAUCAAUCCACUUUUGUUUCACUUAACUGUUUUCAGCCUUUUUUCUGGGGGAUUUAUUGCAUGUUUCUUCUCACUCAGUACAUUAGUUUGGAUAUCAUUUACAAAUUAUUUUUAAUUUGUACAGUUAACAAGAGAUGUAAUAUUUUUUGUAUUGUAUAUUGGGGAACAAGAUGGCAGUGCUAUCCAAAAUGGGAAGUCUUAUUUUGUUAAUAAAUGACAACUUGAUAUAUUGAAAAGCAA
This is a messenger RNA of Protopterus annectens (West African lungfish), 2332 nucleotides long. It is a transcript of the gene ZNF703, whose product is annotated as zinc finger protein 703. The record is from RefSeq and is a predicted model, not a curated record. Gene Ontology annotation, cellular component: nucleus. The transcript is spliced from 2 exons. Bases 299 to 1936 code for a protein of 545 amino acids. Gene Ontology annotation, biological process: negative regulation of DNA-templated transcription. NCBI's taxonomy places the organism in Eukaryota, Metazoa, Chordata, Ceratodontiformes, Protopteridae.